Molecule: messenger RNA, 2361 nt
Organism: Candidozyma auris
Lineage: Eukaryota; Fungi; Ascomycota; Pichiomycetes; Serinales; Metschnikowiaceae
Gene: CDC47
Product: DNA replication licensing factor MCM7
Exons: 1
Coding region: 1-2361 (786 amino acids)
Biological process (GO): DNA strand elongation involved in DNA replication; double-strand break repair via break-induced replication; DNA replication
Cellular component (GO): nucleus; MCM complex
Molecular function (GO): ATP hydrolysis activity; single-stranded DNA binding; single-stranded DNA helicase activity
Source: RefSeq, a predicted model, not a curated record
AUGUCGACAACUACGACGCUCCCCGCGAUCCAGAUCAAUGUCAACUACAACGAGCUCAAGGCCCACAUCAGAGACUUCUUCACUCACUUCAAAUCCCUGUCAGAUAUAGACCUCGAUGUUGAUGCCGAGUUGCAAGAGCUGGGAAUCAAGUAUUUGGACUUGUUGCAGAAAAUUGCCAACAGAGACAUUUCCACGCUUUACAUCGACUUGGACGACAUCAAGCUGUACCAGGAGAAUCAAUUCUUUUCGUCGUCGCAGCCUUCACAGCCCUCGCUGGUGAAUUUGCUUAAUCACAUAUUGAAGAACACCCAUCAUUUUGUUGAGCUUUUUUCUCUGGUUGUGGAUGAGUUGAUGCCUGAACCUACAAAAGAAUACUCCGUUAAAGAUGACGUUUUGGACGUCAUUUUACACCAGAGGAAAUUAAGAAACUUGAGAGUGUCGCAGGAGAACAGAGACGAGCUCAACGCUUUGAACGCUGGCUUGUCUCAGCAAACCAACAAUGACUGGCAAAACUCCCAGCAAGCUGAUGAUUUGCUUCUGGUAAAUAUGUUUCCUCCAAAAUUGACUAGGAGAUACCACUUGUACUUCAAGCCUUUGAGCGACAGAACAAAGGCCUUGGCAGUUAGAGACGUCAAGGGCCCUCACGUGGGUAAAUACAUCACCGUGAGAGGGAUUGUCACCAGAGUGUCUGACGUGAAGCCCUCGGUGCUUGUCAACGCCUAUACGUGUGAUAAGUGUGGCCACGAGAUCUUCCAGGAGGUCAACUCCAAAGUGUUUCAGCCUUUAACCGAUUGCACGUCCUCAGUGUGCAAAGGCGAUAACCAAAGAGGUCAAUUGUUCAUGCUGACGCGGGCGUCGAAGUUUCUGUCUUUUCAGGAAGUCAAGAUCCAGGAGAUGGCUUCCCAGGUGCCAGUGGGUCAUAUUCCUAGAACCCUCACGAUUCACGUCAAUGGUGAUUUGGUCAGACUGAUGAACCCUGGUGACAUUGUUGAUGUCUCGGGUAUUCUUUUGCCAUCUCCAUACACGGGCUUCCGUGCUCUAAAGGCCGGUCUUUUGACAGAAACCUUCUUGGAAGCCCAGUAUGUCCAGCAACACAAGAAGCAGUACGAAUCUCUCGAUAUAACUCCCGAAAUCAGAGACCAAAUGAUCGCUUUGAACCGCGAGGGCAAUGGCACGAUUUACAGGCGCUUGGCCCAGUCGAUCGCUCCGGAAAUUUAUGGCCACCUUGACGUCAAGAAGAUUCUUCUUCUCCUUCUUUGCGGUGGUGUCACCAAGGAGAUUGGCGACGGUAUGAGAAUUCGUGGUGACAUCAAUGUGUGCCUCAUGGGUGAUCCCGGUGUAGCCAAGUCUCAAUUGCUUAAAGCCAUCAACAAGAUUGCCCCAAGAUCAGUUUAUACCACUGGUCGUGGUUCUUCUGGUGUUGGUUUGACCGCUGCCGUCAUGAGAGACCCCGUGACCGACGAGAUGGUUCUCGAAGGUGGUGCUUUAGUGCUCGCCGAUAAUGGUAUCUGUUGCAUUGAUGAGUUUGAUAAGAUGGAGGAGGGUGACCGAACAGCUAUCCACGAAGUCAUGGAACAGCAAACGAUUUCCAUCUCCAAGGCUGGCAUUAACACCACCUUGAAUGCUCGUACAUCCAUCUUGGCCGCGGCUAACCCGUUAUACGGUCGUUACAAUCCCAGACUAUCCCCUCACGAGAAUAUCAACUUGCCGGCUGCUCUUUUGUCUCGUUUCGAUAUCAUGUUUUUGAUCUUGGACCAGGCGUCUGAAGAAAACGACGAACUAUUGGCUGAACACGUCACCUAUGUGCACAGAGAAGGGAGACAGCCAGAGAUGGAGUUUACUCCAUUGGACCCACAAACCAUCAGACAGUACAUUUCCGUGGCAAGAACCUAUCGUCCCGUGGUGCCUAAAGAGGUGGGUGACCAUGUUGUGCAGCUGUACAUCCAGAUGAGAAAAGAGGCUCAGAGAAACGAGGGAUCCGUCAAGAAGUUCUCUCAUAUCACCCCUAGAACAUUGUUGGGCAUCUUGCGUAUCUCACAAGCACUUGCAAGACUCCGCUUCGACAACGUGGUCAGAACCACCGACGUCGAUGAGGCGCUCAGGCUUCUUCUGGUUUCGAAAUCAUCAAUGGGUGGCCACGACGAACUUGAAAGAGAGGACAUCACUACCAGAAUCAUGAAUGUGAUUCGUUCUAUUGUGCGUGAUGAAGAACAGCAAACGCUUAACAUUAGCGACUUGCACCACAGAUUGGGUGGCAUGGGAUACACUCAAGAGCAGAUUGAUGCGUGCAUUAGAGAAUAUGAGCAACUUGAAAUUUUCCAGGUUGUUGAGAAUGGCGAGUCCUUGUUGGUGGUGACCUAG